GAUAAUUUAUUUUAUAAGAUUUAUUUAAAGAACUUAGUUAGGUUUAUUUGUAAAUAUUAGAUUUAUUUAAAUAACUUAGUUAGGUUUAUAUAUAUUAGAUUUAGUUAAAGAACUUAGUUAGGUUAAUCUCUAUUUAAAGAACUUAGUUAGGUUCAUUUCUAUUUAAAGAACUUAGUUAGGUUCAUUUCUAUUUAAAGAACUUAGGAAGCUUAAUUUCUAUUUAAAGAACUUAUAAUGUUUAAAUUUAUUUAAUUCGCUUUAUCGCCGGUGGGGGAGAGGCGAAAUAUAUGAUUUAGCAUGAUUAAUUGCGUUGAGCAUGUUUUAAUUAUAAUUAAGCAUGAUAGUUUCGCCGGUGGGGGAGAGGCGAUUAAGUAUGAUUGUGAUUAAUUGGAGUUUGGGCCGCCGGUGGGGGAGAGGCGGAGGCGGUAGCAAUGACUACCGCCUUGGUUUUGUUGUUGUGUUGAAAUUUCAAUCUUCAAUCAUCCUUCUUGAAAUCCUAAUCUUGGAGGUCGAGAGGCGAUUGGCAGAGCUUCGCCAAACACAGGAAGAGGUCACGCCCGUAGAUGUAGAGCGCAUCUUCCGAGAGGUCGUCGCUCCUGAUUCGAGGGGGCGCAUCAUGGGAUUAGGCAUGAUGAUGUCUAGGGCGAUUACUGAGAGCGGCGAGUCGUCGAGCACGCACUCCACUAGCACCUCCCAGUUUCCUUUCCCUGUUGCCUCGAGAGAUGAGCUCAUUACAUUGAGGGAGGAGCUGAGCUCCACACAGAGGGAGCUAGAGGUCAGGAGAGCGAGCGAGGAGGCUCAGAGCAAGGCUAUACAGGAGAUGCAAGCCCAGAUCGCCCUCCUCAUGCGAGGAUAUCAUGCACAGUCCCCCUCCGACGCCUCUGAUGGGACCCACCCGGACCUCUGAUUAUAUUAUUUACUAUCGUUUGUUUGAUACUAUACUUUGAAUACUGAAUUUCUAAACUUGUUGACAUAUUUUAUGAUUUGCUACUUUGUUAUAUUUGAUGUCUUUCUACUUUGCUCAUCUUCAUGAUUUUGAAUAAUUU
Messenger RNA from Salvia miltiorrhiza (redroot sage), 1046 nucleotides. RefSeq lists its product as uncharacterized. The coding region runs from base 338 to 907 and encodes 189 amino acids. The record is from RefSeq and is a predicted model, not a curated record. Lineage: Eukaryota; Viridiplantae; Streptophyta; Magnoliopsida; Lamiales; Lamiaceae. The transcript is spliced from 2 exons.